GCCGUUAUGCGCGCGCGCUCUCCUAAGUAACAGCCGGUGAAGUGCGCGCGGACGGAGAGGCGGACAGGCGCGAGGCAGCAGUCGCUGUGUAGAAGCUCUCGCGCGCGGAGCCCGACGAGUUCUUCGACUUCAGGUGUCUCGCGAAGCGCGAGGCAGCCGCGAGGAAGUCCCCGGCCGCCGCGUCGGAUAGGAUGGAUCGAUGGAGUCCGGUGCGCGAGACAUGGCUGCUGUUGCUUUUCAUCUCGGUGUUUUACACCUCACGAGCAGCCAAUCCCAUCGACGUCCUGAAGGUCCUGGAGCUCACGGAGGACAUGGAGGGCGUGUCGCUGGAGUCCGGACUGUGCACCAGCAGACAGGGACUCGGGGUGUCGGACCUCUCCUUCAAGAUCGACAAGAGGAUUCAACUGAGCGCGCCCACCAAUCAACUCUUCCCUGAUUCGCCAUUCCCUGUGGACUUCUCAGUGAUGACGACAGUCAGGGCUCUAAAAGGCUCCCAGGUCUUCCUCCUCUCGCUGUACGACUCGCAGGGCACACAGCAGCUGGGCGUGGAGGUCGGCCGCUCUCCCGUCUUCCUGUACGAGAACCACGAGGGUCAGCCGUCUCCGGAGCUGUACCCCACCUUCAGAAAGAUCAACCUGGCUGAUGGCAAGUGGCACAGAGUGGCCUACAGCGUGGAGGGGCAGUCCGUGACGCUCUACCUGGACUGCGUCAAACUGGAGACCCUGGACCUGCUCAGAGGUCACGACCCCCACGUCAGCACUGAGGGGGUCACGGUGUUUGGAACGCGACUGCUGGACGAAGACGUGUUCGAGGGAGACAUCCAGCAGCUGUUUAUCGCCGAUGACCCCAGAGCGGCGGAGACGUACUGUCAGGACUACAUCCCGGACUGCGACGCCUCUUUGCCCUACGACGGGAUAUUAGCAGAGGCCGAGGAGGUGGAGAGAACGCCCAAGAAGCACGUGAUGGAGGAGGUGGAGGAGUUUGACUACAGUGACCUCUACGAGGACCUCUCUGUUUCCACGGCGACGGCAGAGCCCAAUGUCAUGGAGUACGAGGUCGUAGAGUACGAAGACUACGACAACGGGUCGGAUCUGUACCACGUGAACGAGUACGUGAACGAGUACGUGAACGAGUACGAGUACGAGGACGAGUACGACGAUCGCUACGGGCCGGCCGAGAGGGAGCGAGAGCACUCUGUGGACGCCAAGGACAUUCCAGAGAAAGGAGAGAAAGGAGAGCCGGGCUAUUUGGGAUCGGGAACGCAGUUCACAGGACCUCACGGGCCCCCGGGACCGGAGGGAGAGGCGGGGCCUUAUGGAGUCACGGGACCGGUGGGACCUCGAGGAGACCCAGGAGAGCUGGGCCCGUCGGGGCGGCCGGGCCUCAACGGAGUCGACGGGAUACCGGGUCCCCCAGGAAACAUCGUGCUCAUACCGUUCCAGUCAAGUGGUGAUUCAAAGACGGGUACGCAGGUGGUUUCUGCGCAGCAGGCUCAGGCUCAGGCCAUCCUGCAACAGACCAAGAUGUCUAUGAAGGGACCUCCAGGGGCACUUGGCCUCAGGGGAAGACCCGGACCACUGGGUGCAACAGGUCCCUCUGGGCUGAAGGGGGGCAGUGGGGAGACGGGCCCACCGGGUCCUCCAGGACAGACAGGUUUCACAGGUCAGGGCGGACGACCUGGGAAAAGAGGUCGAGCGGGUACAGACGGGGGCCGUGGUGCGAUCGGAGAGUUCGGAGGAAAGGGAGACAGAGGCUUCGAUGGCCUACCAGGUCUCCCUGGAAACAAAGGACAUAACGGGGAACGGGGAAAGCCGGGUCUUCACGGUCCUUCUGGAGAGCCAGGAGAAAGGGGCGCUGAGGGUCCAAACGGGCCGAGAGGACAACCAGGCGAUGAGGGUUCCAGAGGUCUAAACGGCCCCAGAGGUCGUCCCGGGCCCUCGGGCCAGCCUGGCAUUCGGGGAAUUUAUGGCGUUCAAGGCUCAAAGGGAAACAUCGGAGAACUGGGGGACAUCGGAGCACCUGGACAGCAAGGCAACCCCGGCAUUUUGGGUUUCCCCGGUCCUCAGGGGUUAGUAGGGCUGCCGGGAGAGAAGGGGCCUCAAGGGAAGAAGGGGAGCCACGGUUUACCAGGAAACGACGGGCCCUCGGGUCACCCCGGAAGAGAAGGCACUCCGGGUGAAAAGGGGCUGCCGGGUCCUUUGGGAGUGCAGGGCCCUGUCGGUUACCCCGGACAACGAGGAGUUAAGGGAGCCGACGGAAUAAGAGGAUUGAAGGGAAGCAAGGGUGAAAAGGGGGAGGACGGUUUCGCCGGGUCCAAAGGAGAGAUGGGCGCCAAAGGGGACGACGGAGACAACGGAGUGACAGGGGGCCGGGGGGAGGACGGGCCCGAGGGGCCCAAAGGACACAUGGGGCCUCUAGGAGACGCUGGGUCUUUCGGUAUUUUUGGAGAGAAGGGGAAACUGGGAGUUCCUGGUCUGCCGGGGUAUCCAGGGAGACUAGGACCAAAGGGCUCGAAUGGAUUCCCUGGCUCGCUCGGAGCUGCGGGAGAGAAAGGGAAGAAAGGUCCUGCAGGACAAUCAGGCGGCGGCGGCCAGCGCGGUCCCAACGGCGCUCGAGGCGGCAGAGGGGCGAAAGGGCCCACCGGGAAAUCAGGAGAGAAGGGCUCCUCCGGACACGACGGACCCCAGGGAUCUCCUGGAGAGAGGGGGCCUCAAGGGCCGCAAGGAAGAAAUGGAGAGCCGGGACCUAAAGGAUCGGGCGGUCCAGCUGGGAAAGACGGACUUCCAGGUCACCCAGGUCAAAGAGGAGAGCCGGGGUUCCAAGGCAAGACGGGGCCUCCGGGACCCUCAGGUGUCGUGGGGCCACAGGGCAAAUCUGGUGAAUCCGGUCCCAUGGGCGAUCGAGGUCACCCAGGGUCACCAGGUGUACCUGGAGAGCACGGUUUACCAGGGGCUGCUGGGAAGGAAGGCGGGAAGGGGGAUCCAGGUCUAUCUGGGACCCUCGGGAAGAGUGGCCCCCAGGGACUGAAGGGGUUCAGGGGGCGCAGAGGAGCCCCUGGAACCAUGGGACCUCCGGGUCUGAAAGGAGGAUCCGGGCCGACUGGAUCCCAGGGGACCGUCGGGUCGACGGGGGAGAGGGGCCCUCCCGGGUCGGCGGGGGCCAUCGGGCAGCCGGGUCGGGCCGGAGCCGUCGGAGGACCCGGAUCAAUGGGAGAGAAGGGCGAGCCGGGAGAUAAGGGUCCGGUGGGACCAGCGGGUCACGAUGGAGAACAGGGUCCCGUGGGGCUGCUCGGGGCUUCGGGCCCCACAGGCCCUCCAGGAGACGACGGGGAUAAGGGCGAGCAAGGCGAGUCCGGGCAGAAGGGCAGCAAAGGAGACAAAGGGGAAGGGGGCCCACAAGGCCCCACCGGCACUCAAGGUGUUAUCGGGCAGCCAGGACUCCCGGGUGUGGACGGGCAGCUGGGCCCCCGGGGCCAGCAGGGCAUGUACGGCCCCAAAGGAGACGAGGGACUCCGCGGCUUCAAGGGCUCCAGAGGGCCAAUCGGAUUACAGGGCAUGCCCGGCCUGCCGGGGGAGAAGGGCGAGAGUGGACACGGGGGCCUGAUGGGUCCGCCUGGUCAGCAGGGGCCCUCUGGUCCUCAAGGGUCCAUCGGGGGACGGGGUCCGGUUGGCCGCCUGGGGAUGAGAGGACAGCCCGGUGUUGUUGGAGAGAAGGGGGAGGACGGCGAGGCGGGCGACCCGGGAGCAGCCGGCGCUCUCGGAAGAAUGGGGGCACAAGGAGACCAGGGGGAGAAGGGAGACACGGGCCUCUCAGGGUCAGCCGGUCCACCAGGAGCCAGAGGACAAACGGGGGAGGACGGGGCCAAAGGCAACUCUGGUCCUCCAGGUGUCACCGGGGACCUCGGGCAGCAGGGAGAGGCCGGGCCCAACGGGGUGGACGGUCUGCCCGGGUCGAAAGGAGACGCAGGAGACCCCGGGACAUUGGGGCCAAUGGGAGCAGCAGGAGAAGCCGGACCAUCCGGACCCCCCGGGCGAAGGGGCCACUUGGGAAAAACAGGGAAAGGAGGAAAGGACGGCCUGAAAGGAGCGAAGGGUGCUCCCGGUGUGGAGGGGCCCAUCGGGAAGACGGGGCCCGUAGGCGCCCAGGGACAUGCCGGCAAGUCAGGCCCUCAAGGGUUAAGAGGGAUCCCCGGCCUGGGCGGGGAGCAGGGUCUAAAUGGACCGCCCGGUCAGACGGGACCCCCAGGCCCCAUGGGUCCAUCGGGAUUACCGGGAUUUAAGGGUGACCACGGCAAGAAGGGAGACAAGGGUCACGGCGGUCUCAUCGGUCUGAUCGGGCCACCGGGGGACGUCGGAGAGAAGGGCGACCGAGGACUGCCGGGGACCCAGGGCCUGCUGGGCCCCAAAGGAGACGGGGGUCUAGGCGGCUCCGCCGGGCCCAGCGGCCCCCCCGGCCUCAGUGGUCUCUCUGGCGCCGGCGGCACAAAGGGCUCUAAAGGGAACCAGGGUCCGAUCGGUCCCAGAGGAGACAUCGGGCCUGCGGGGCCUCCGGGUCUACCAGGAAAGCCAGCUGCCGGCAUGUCCCCUCUGCCAGACCACAGACGGAGGAGGAGAACCCACACCUCGGUGGACGGCGCCGCCCUCCAGGAGGAGAAGGAGGAGGCGAUGGGCCGAGGCCGCGAGGACUGGAUGCAGCGGGAUCAGGCGCAGCAGGGCGGUCUGACGAAGGAGGAGAAGGAGAAGGAGGGCCAAGGCAUGGAGGAGGUGUUUGCGUCUCUCUCCUCGAUGAAAGUAGAGGUGGAUGGUCUGCGGAACCCGCAAGGGACGUUCCACAGCCCGCGCACCUGCAAGGAGCUGUGGCUGCUCCACCCGGAGCUCCCCAACGGUGAGUACUGGAUAGAUCCCAACCAGGGUUGCCAUAGAGACUCCUUCAAGGUGUUUUGUAACUUCACUGCACAGGGAGAGACGUGUCUGCAGCCUGGCAAGAAGUUCCAGUCGGUGAAGUUGGCAGCUUGGAAAGGGGAGAAGCCCGACAGCUGGUACAGUCAAUUCAGGAAAGGAAAACGGAUUACUUACUCCGGGACGGACGACAUUCCCGUCCACGUGGUCCAGUUGACCUUCCUGCAGCUGCUGAGCGCCACGGCCCACCAGACCUUCACCUACCACUGCCUCAACUCGGCCGGCUGGCUGCACGCCGCCGCCCACAGCCACCAGCACGCGCUGCGCUUCAAGGGCGCCGACGGCGAGGAGCUGACGCACGAGAACACGCCCUACAUCAGCGCGCUGUACGACGGCUGUCAGACGCGCUCGGGGCAAGAGAGGACGGUGUUGGAGUUCGACGCUCCGCUGUCCAACACGCUCCCCAUCGUCGACGUGGCCGUGCCUGAUUUCGGGAAGGGGAACCAGAAGUUUGGUUUCCAAGUCGGUCCGGUCUGCUACAACGGUUGAGCAAGGCAGUGGGGGGGGGGGGGGGGGGAUUACAGCAGGAUUAAUCUAAUAGAGCCAUGGACACUUUCUACAUGCAGGGAGAAAACGACACGCCCACAAGACGGACCUGGUGCCACAUAUUUAUAAGUUGAUUUACCUACAGCAGUGUUCCUUCAACAGUCACUCUGACACAGACUUUCAUUCCCUCUCCUUAAUCCACCUCCUCUCAUGCACCCUCACAACUCGAGAGCAGUGCAUGAAUGCGUCGACUGCCAACCUCAUCCUCACUCACACACAAUUUGUAUUUUCUUCCUCUCCCUCUUCGGAGGAGUGAGCGGUGCUCCCAUUGUUUCAUCCCUCUCUGGUCAUAACUGUAUUGAUCGCUGCAUUCAGGUCCGAUCAAUAUACAAGUCCACCCACACUUUGAUCAGUGAGUCAUCUUCAUACAUGCAAACACGCCUUAUUUCAGCACCCAACACGUUGUUCUGUGAUUUCAUCAAAACCUCAAUUUGCUGUGUUGUUUGUUUCUUUCUUUUUGUUUGUUGUCGUCAUUUUGUCGUUACGAGGAUCUAUUAUGCGAUGUGUAUUUGAGUGUCAUUCAUCACGGUGCUAUCAUGUGGUCCUCGCGGAGUACAUUUCUUUUGUAAAGGGGAACUGGGGCAGUGCAUUUUUUGUUUUUUUUGUUUUAUAUAAAGUGUGAAGCCUUGUUUUUAUAUUGUUUUCAACAAAACCAAACUGUGGCACACGAUGAACUCGACGUCUUUCUGUGUAUAGUUGUGUGGGGAAGUGACUGAGAAACAUCUUUUAAUAAAAAGUGCAUCAUGUACAUUUAACUUAA
Messenger RNA from Pseudoliparis swirei, 6264 nucleotides. RefSeq names its product collagen alpha-1(XI) chain-like. Gene Ontology annotation, molecular function: extracellular matrix structural constituent. NCBI's taxonomy places the organism in Eukaryota, Metazoa, Chordata, Actinopteri, Perciformes, Liparidae. The record is from RefSeq and is a predicted model, not a curated record.